AUGUCGGCUACUUCGACCACAUGGCCUUCGGGCGUGAGCCCUCCUCUUACGACGGAUAAUGAGUACAAUCAUAGCGGACUGGUUGUGGUCAUCACCGCGGUCAACUUGUGUCUGGUUUUGCUUUCUCUCGCAGCGCGCACCUUCUCUUACCAUCGGAAUAGACUACAGCGAGAUGAUUACGCAUUUGGGGCUCUCGUGCUUGCAGCAAUUGCCCAAAUUAUAAUUGUGUUUUGCCAGGUCCACUAUGGGUGGGGAACUCUGAUCGACGGUAUCGACACCACAAGCAAAGGACAAAUGUUGAAGAUAGUAUAUGCUGCGGAUAUCUUCUCCAUUGUCGUGCUCGGCCUUUCAAAGAUGACAGCCUGCAUGUUCUAUGAGGGCCUAUUCUCUCAGAUACAACGUCGGAUUUCCUACGCCAUGCUUCCGGUAAUGGUGGCGUGGACAAUACUAUCCAUCUUUCUGUUGGGAAUUCGGUGCUCUUCUAAUCCCUGGUUCGAUAUCAGCGAUAUUGAGUGCAGUGGAUUGCGGACCCGCUGGGAAGUCAUUACAGCCCUCGACAUUUGCACCGAGAUUUUACUUCUUGUGUACGCUGCACUUGCAAUCCGUCAAGUCAGAAUAUCGACAAAGAAAAAGAUUGUGGUUUUCUGCGCUCUCGAGAGUCGGAUUUUGCUCAUCCCCAUCGCGGCAGUUCGUCUGCACUUCAUCCUAGUGCAACUCUCCUCCGAAGAUCCAACUCUCAUCGGGUCCUAUGCCACGGUAUCAACGGAGACAUACAUAGGGAUAAGUGUCACCUGCCUCUUGACGGCCUUUCUCAAGUCCUUCGUUGCAGUCUACGAAGAUGAUAUUGGGAUAUCAUACACCUAUCGGGGGCCGUCAAAGUCUGGUUCUCGAUCGAUAAAUACCGCACCGAAGGAUACACUGUCUCACAGGAUGUCCCGUAGUAUGAGAACAGGGCCAGCAGUAAAAGGCUGGGAGCGAGAAGAGGACCCGAUCAUGGACUCAUCCGAGGGUACUCAAGGGUUACAAAUUAUGAAAACUGUACAAGUAACCGUGCGAGACGAGUCAAUAGAGCUAUCGAACCGAAUAAGAACUCCAGGUGUCUAA
Messenger RNA from Penicillium verrucosum, 1104 nucleotides. RefSeq lists its product as uncharacterized. Bases 1 to 1104 code for a protein of 367 amino acids. The transcript is spliced from 5 exons. The record is from RefSeq and is a predicted model, not a curated record. NCBI's taxonomy places the organism in Eukaryota, Fungi, Ascomycota, Eurotiomycetes, Eurotiales, Aspergillaceae.